This is a messenger RNA of Vollenhovia emeryi, 1358 nucleotides long. It is a transcript of the gene Wwox, whose product is annotated as WW domain-containing oxidoreductase. Gene Ontology annotation, molecular function: protein binding. NCBI's taxonomy places the organism in Eukaryota, Metazoa, Arthropoda, Insecta, Hymenoptera, Formicidae. Bases 42 to 1268 code for a protein of 408 amino acids. The record is from RefSeq and is a predicted model, not a curated record. The transcript has 7 exons.
CGAACCGAGAGCGACGGGGGGGGACAUUCGGCGGUCCAAAGAUGGUGGCUGUUUUGAACGACUCCGAUAGCGAGGACGAGCUGCCGCCGGGAUGGGAGGAGAGGACGACAUUAGACGGGAACGUCUAUUACGUCAACCACUACACGAAGGGCACGCAGUGGACGCAUCCCAGGACCGGCCGGAAGAAGAUCGUCAACGGAGAUUUACCACCUGGAUGGGAGAAGUGUGUCUCGGACGACGGGAAAGUUCUGUACAUAGACCACACGAAUCGCACGACAACCUACACCGAUCCACGAUUAGCAUUCGCCACCGAAUACAAGGAGAUGUCUCAGGUAUUGCGACAGAGAUUCGACGCGAGUAGCACCGCCCUGGCGGUGUUGCACGGCCGGGAUCUGCGCAACAAAGUCGCCCUCGUUACGGGAGGUAAUGCGGGCAUCGGAUAUGAAACGGCCAGAUCGUUGGCUUUACACGGCUGCGAUGUAGUAUUAGCUUGUCGGGAUGUAGAAAAGGCUAACGAAGCUAUAAGACGUAUUCAACAGGAGAAGGAGACUGCGAGCUGCGUUGCCUUGAAAAUGGACCUGUCGUCACUGAGCAGCGUGCGUGAGGCUGUCGAGGAGUUGAAGCAGAAAUUCAAGUCUCUGCAUAUUCUUAUAUUAAACGCCGGCGUGUUUGGUCUACCACAUCAACUCACGCAGGACGGUUACGAGACGACGUUUCAAGUUAAUCAUCUGUCGCACUUUUACCUGACGCUUCUCUUGAAAGAGAUUAUACAGAGCUCCAACAAUCCCAGGGUCGUAGUGGUCUCCAGCGAAUCGCACCGAUUUUCAACGGUACGAACCGCGGAAGACGUUCACCAGUUAACUCUGUCUCCGCCGGCGUACAAAUACUGGGCGAUGGGAGCGUACAACGAAUCGAAGCUCUGUAAUAUUCUGUUCGCGCAGGAAUUGGCACGGCAAUGGCCCACCGUGAGCGUGUUUUCUUGUCAUCCCGGUAACAUGGUGUCUACGUCCCUAUCGCGUCAUUGGUGGCUCUUCCGAUUGCUGUUCGCUCUAGUACGGCCGUUCACGAAAUCAUUGCAACAAGCAGCGAGCACGACAGUAUUUUGUGCUACCGCACCAGAGUUGGAGGGUGUCACGGGUAGCUACUUCAACAAUUGUUGUCGUUGUCAACCGUCGAACGCCGCGCUAGAUCCUGCAAUAGCCGCGCGAUUGUGGACUCUCAGUCAAGAUAUGAUAACGGAUGUUUUAAAGAGAGAUCAGGCUAAUUAGAGACAAGGGGAAAAAUUAUGUGCUAUACAUAUAAUUUAUUAUACAUGAUACAAUUUGUAUAUUUAUAAAGAAUAAUUGUUAAUAAUAAUA